AUGAAUGUGUCCAGCACCUGCAACUCAGCCCUCAACUCCCCUGGAGAGGCGUAUGUCUAUAUAGCUUUUUAUGGCUUCCUCUUCGUCAUUGGGCUCUCUCUCAACAUCCUGGCUCUGUGGGUCUUCUGCUGUCGGAUGAAGAAGUGGACAGAGACUCAGGUGUACAUGGUCAACCUAGCCGUAGCAGAUAGCUGCCUCAUCCUGAUCUUCCCUGUCGUCAUAUACUUCACUCGAGUCAGCUGCCUUGAGGAUCUCUCCUGCCAGGUGCCCCAGGGCAUCUAUCUUGUCAAUGCGUACAUGAGCAUCAGCAUCCCCAUGGCCAUUGGUGUGGAUCGCUACGUGGCCAUCAGGUACCCACUGAAGGCCAAGGUCCUUCGAACCCCAGGCCGGGCGGCCAUUGUCUGUGCCAUCCUAUGGGCUGUGGUCAUCAGCAUGUUGGCUUUUCGUGUUGUAUGGCAGAUCCAAGAUGGUGUCUUCUGCUUUUGGAGGAUGCGAGAGAUCCAUACCUCAGUGGUAGUCUCCUCUCUGCUGGGCUUUUUUAUCCCUCUGGGGAUCCUAGUCUUCUGUACAUUCCAGAUUGUAUGCAGCCUAUUGAGGGUGCAGAGAAGGGAGAUAUCCGAGGUCAGACAGAUCCGAAAGAGUGUGUCCAUGGUGUUGGCCAGCUUUCUUGUUUUUGUCAUUUGUUUCUUACCCUUGCACAUAACAAUCCUGCUGACCUUCUUCCUGAAAUCUAAUGACACACUCAGAAGGGUCUUUAAAAUAGUCACCUUUAUUGCCCACACCAAUUGCUGCCUGGAUGCCAUCUGCUACUACUUUGUGGCCAAGGAGUUCCAGGAGGUGACUCCUUUCUUUUGCCUCAGAUGCAGACACCCCAGACCUACGGCCCAUCAGAGCCAAGAAUUGCAGGACAAGACUUGUACAACCCUAAUGUAA
Molecule: messenger RNA, 933 nt
Organism: Dromiciops gliroides (monito del monte)
Lineage: Eukaryota; Metazoa; Chordata; Mammalia; Microbiotheria; Microbiotheriidae
Product: G-protein coupled receptor 35-like
Exons: 1
Coding region: 1-933 (310 amino acids)
Biological process (GO): phospholipase C-activating G protein-coupled receptor signaling pathway; positive regulation of Rho protein signal transduction
Cellular component (GO): membrane
Molecular function (GO): G protein-coupled receptor activity
Source: RefSeq, a predicted model, not a curated record